Messenger RNA from Solanum dulcamara, 2855 nucleotides. RefSeq names its product N-methylputrescine oxidase 1, peroxisomal-like. NCBI's taxonomy places the organism in Eukaryota, Viridiplantae, Streptophyta, Magnoliopsida, Solanales, Solanaceae. Gene Ontology annotation, molecular function: quinone binding; primary methylamine oxidase activity; copper ion binding. The transcript has 12 exons. Bases 332 to 2674 code for a protein of 780 amino acids. Gene Ontology annotation, biological process: amine metabolic process. The record is from RefSeq and is a predicted model, not a curated record.
ACGAUUCGUUUUUUCUGUAAACAAGUUAUUAGCACCUCCCCGGCCUCUUCUUCUUCCUUUUCCCUUUCAAACUCCACUAUAAGUACCCCAUCCCCCCACCACCCAAUAUUUACUCCACUCACGCUUUUCGUCUUCACCAGUCUUUUAUUCCUGCUUGAAACUCAAAUAGUUUUCAUCGAGAGAACAAUCAGUUGGUUUUCGGAAUCGAAGGUGGUGAAUUUGUGAAAUCGGAGCAGGAAAAUAGUAAGCUCUGUAUGUCAGAGGACUACUACUACUACUAUUACAGUAAUAAGUACUACGGCGGUUACGGUGAACUUACAAAUCCAUUACAAUGGCCUCAACUCAGGAAAAAGCGACGGUUUCUGCACCUUCACGAAAUGCUUCCGCCGCUUCAGAAUCGGAAUGGACUGCCGGUGGAACCGUAGCUGAAGUUUCCGAUCUUUCCUCUGCCAGAUCGGCUAACGUCAAAACAUCUGCGGCUGCUGCUCCAUCCACUUUGACGGCUGUGAUUGACUCCAUUGAUCGUCCUUCUCCACAAAAUCAGCCUGCCGUGAAAGGAAUCCCUACCUUGUUGAGGGCUCAAACUCACCAUCCCUUGGACCCCCUAACUGCUGCUGAAAUUUCCGUGGCCGUGGCAACUGUCAGGGCAGCUGGAAGCACUCCUGAGGUGAGAGAUAGCAUGCGCUUUGUUGAGGUGGUUUUGGUGGAACCAGAUAAGAGUGUGGUUGCUUUAGCUGAUGCAUACUUCUUCCCUCCAUUUCAACCAUCUUUAUUGCCGAGAACAAAAGGUGGGCCUGUAAUUCCCAGUAAACUUCCUCCAAGGCAGGCUAAACUGAUUGUUUAUAACAAGAAAUCAAAUGAGACCAGCAUAUGGAUUGUUGAGCUCUCACAGGUUCAUGCUGUCACUCGAGGAGGCAACCACCGUGGCAAAGUCAUUUCAUCUAAAGUUGUGCCCGAUAUACAGCCACCAAUGGACGCUGUUGAAUAUGCUGAAUGUGAAGCUGUGGUGAAGGAUUUCCCUCCUUUUCGCGAUGCAAUGAAGAAGAGAGGAAUCGAUGAUAUGGAUCUUGUGAUGGUCGAUGCCUGGUGUGCAGGUUAUUUCAGUGAGGCUGAUGCACCUAACCGCCGUCUAGGAAAACCUCUUAUCUUUUGUAGAACUGAGAGCGACUGUCCGAUGGAAAAUGGCUAUGCUCGCCCAGUUGAAGGAAUUCAUAUAGUUGUUGAUAUGCAGAAUAUGGUUGUGAUAGAGUUUGAAGAUCGUAAACUGGUUCCAUUACCACCAGCUGAUCCACUGAGAAAUUACACUGCCGGUGAAACAAGAGGAGGGGUUGACCGAAGUGAUGUUAAACCUCUUCUUAUUAGUCAACCUGAAGGUCCUAGCUUCCGUGUCAAUGGGCACUUUGUUGAAUGGCAGAAGUGGAACUUUCGUAUUGGUUUUACCCCCAGGGAGGGUCUGGUUAUCUAUUCUGUUGCGUAUAUUGAUGGUAGCAGAGGCCGUAGACCUGUUGCGCAUAGACUGAGCUUCAUUGAAAUGGUAGUGCCCUAUGGGGAUCCAAAUGAGCCACAUUACAGGAAAAAUGCUUUUGAUGCAGGGGAAGAUGGGCUUGGUAAAAAUGCACAUUCCUUAAAGAAGGGUUGUGAUUGCUUAGGCUAUAUUAAAUAUUUCGAUGCGCAUUUUACAAAUUUCACAGGCGGUGUUGAGACAAUCGAAAAUUGUGUCUGCUUACACGAGGAGGAUCACGGAAUCUUAUGGAAGCAUCAAGAUUGGAGAACAGGUUUAGCUGAAGUACGACGUUCCCGACGGCUAACUGUGUCUUUCAUCUGUACUGUGGCAAACUAUGAAUACGGAUUUUACUGGCAUUUUUAUCAGGAUGGUAAGAUGGAGGCCGAGGUUAAGCUGACUGGAAUUCUCAGCUUAGGUGCUCUUCUACCAGGGGAAGUUCGAAAAUAUGGAACAACUAUCGCACCUGGCUUGUAUGCACCUGUACAUCAGCACUUCUUCGUGGCUCGCAUGGAUAUGGCUGUUGAUUGCAAAGCAGGGGAAUCACAUAAUCAGGUGGUUGAAGUAAAUGCUAGAGUUGAACCACCAGGAGAAAAUAAUGUUCAUAAUAAUGCAUUUUAUGCUGAAGAGAGAUUGCUUAGAACUGAAUUGGAAGCAAUGCGUGAUUGUAAUCCUCUAACUGCACGGCAUUGGAUUAUUCGGAACACAAGAACAGUCAAUCGCACUGGACAGUUAACUGGUUACAAGCUAGUACCAGGUUCAAACUGUCUGCCAUUAGCUGGCUCAGAGGCAAAAUUCUUGAGGAGAGCUGCCUUCUUAAAGCAUAAUCUUUGGGUCACCCCUUACUCUCGUGAUGAGAUCUUUCCUGGAGGAGAAUUUCCAAAUCAAAAUCCUCGUGUUGGUGAAGGUUUGGCUACUUGGGUUCAGCAGAAUCGAUCCCUGGAAGAAACACAAAUAGUUCUUUGGUAUAUUUUUGGACUUAUACAUGUUCCACGGCUAGAAGACUGGCCUGUCAUGCCAGUGGAGCACAUUGGUUUUAUGCUCCAGCCUCAUGGGUUCUUCAAUUGCUCUCCAGCUGUUGAUGUUCCUCCCAGCAUAUCGGAUUCGGAUAUUAAGGAAAACGGGACAGUGGCAAAGUCUUGCCACAAUGAUGGUAUAAUGGCUAAGCUUUGAGAGAUUCAAUCUAGUUUUGCCUUUUGGGAUCGCAUCGCCUCAUGUUGUUGCAUAAAUUGCUUUGUUAUCUUCGUAUUUGGAUUGGAAUAAAUGUUUCUUGAGAACAUAAACAUUCGACUGCAUGUUGGGUUAACUUGUCUGAUAUUGUCAUGUUUUCUACUAGUAUUGUUUGCUUAUACAA